GAUUCUUGGGAGUUGGUCAGUAAUCGGAAUAGUACUUAUACCCUCUUACUCUACCUCGAUCGUCAAUAUGUCCAUCGGCAUAGUGACUUUCAUUAGCUCAAUUUAAAGCCUAGUACUACUAUCAAUUCUGUUCCUCCUUUCUUCCUCGCUCGUUUGUUCACUCUCGCUGUUUCUCGUCCGAACAAAAGCGGUGUUAAGAAGUGGAGGAGCAGUCUUGUGACUUGGAGCGCAUGAUCAAACUUAUAAGUAAUACUAUGUAACUAUGUAUGGGAAAGAGGGUCUACCAUAUAGUUCCUGGGAGAAACAUUUGAAUCAAUCAAUAGUAUAUGUUGCUUAAAUUAUAUGAGGUCAAUAACUACAUUGGAAUACAUUUACUAUCAUAAUUCAGAUUGAUUAAUGUGAUAUAUGUUAUGAUGUUCAAGUUUGACCAUUUAAACAAAUUUAAAAUUUGUGCUGCAAAAAAAUUUAAAUUCAUACCACUUUUACACCAUCAUCCAUCAAUGUCAGUACUGCAACAAUGUAUAUUGAAUAGCUUGAAUGAGAUCAAUCAAUUGAUCGUUGAUGGAAAUCUAGAUGUUAAUCUUAUCGUUCAGUCUCAUCAACCUCCAUUAUCUUGUACUGAAUCAUGUUUAAAUAAGAAUGUUCAUAACUUUGUAUCCCUUAGUUUUAUAUUAUGUCAUUUUGAUAAGUUAUACAUUCAUACAAAUAUCACCAAAAAUCAUAUAUCUCAAUCAUUCUUAACUCAUACUGGGGUUCAUAACCAACUUAUCCAAGUUUAUAGAUCAAUUAUUAAAUGUAUUAAAAAUUUCAAAUUUGCCGCUUAUAGUCCCAAUCCAAAAUUUAAUACCAUCAUUCGAAAUUUAAUUAAUUUAUCAUUUGUUUUGAAAAUCCCAACCCUAUGUGAUGAAAAUAGAACUUAUGUUCAUGAUAGUAGUGAAUUCGUUAUUCAAUUACCCCCUGAUUAUCAUUCUAUCAACCUUUUAUCAUCUCCAAGAAUUCAAACUUAUAAUGGUAGAGAAUUGAACUUGGCCAAAUAUUAUCAUCAAAUAGUUCCUAAUGUGAUUCAAAAGUUUUAUAACAAUGAAUUACUUUUUGAUGAUUUAAGUACUCAUUUAUCAAUAACAUUAAAUGAUUUAUCAAAGGUUCAUAUUCCAUUUUCUGUUAUCAAACCAUUUUAUUCUUAUUCUGAUGUUGAUAAAUAUACCAUUAUUUACAAUCAAUUGAAUCCUAUAAUUAUUGUUUUACAAGCAUUAUUUCCAACUAUGAAUAUAACUCCUGUUAGAUCCUAUCGAAUUUUAUCAAACAAGUUACAAUCAGAUUUACAUUUAAGUUUUAUUUCACCUCAUGAAGAUGAUAAUUAUAUUCAAAAAUAUACCAUACCAAUUCAAAUUAGAUCAUCUACCAUCUUAUCAAAGACUUGUCCUCAACUUUUCAAAUGUAAAACCACAAAACAAUCUAAUCUUUAUUUAGCUUCCGAAGUUGGCCUUAGAGAUUAUAUUAAUGAUUGUUUAUAUCAAAUCAUAUUAGGAAAUACAAAUAUGGGAUUUAUAAUUGAUAAUACCAGUUUAUUGAUUCUUGAAAUUCAUUUAAAAGCUUAUCGUUAUUUGGAAGAUUAUAAAGGUUUAGAUACAGAAGCUACUACUUUUAAAUUAAUUAAUUGUUCUAUUUAUUAUGUCGAUUUAACCAAUUUUAAAUAUAAUCUUCCAACUGCUUUAUUACUUUUUCUUAAUUGGUAUUUCAAAAUAAUAUCAGGUACAGAAAUGCAUGAAAUCAAUACCGCUAAUAAUAGCUUUGAUUUAUUAUUAGAAUUAAAGAUGAAUAAAGAACAAAUUAAAGCCCAUAAUGCUUAUAAAACUCAUAUCGUUCAAGAAGUUUGGGAAAAUUCAAUGCAGAAUUUUCGAUUCAUGGUACCAGAGAAAUAUGGAGAGCCAGAUAAUCGAUUAGGAUUUAGAUUUGAUUUAAAACAAGAUUGGAAUGCUCAUAUUAAUCAAUUACUUCAAUUUAAAGAUUAUACCCAUAAUGUUCGCCAUAUUCAUGAGUUUAAAAUUAUUCAAAAGCAACAUUAUGAUUUUUAUCUGAUUUUUAAAGUUCAAAUAAAAGAUCAUGAUAAAGGUAUUACAACUCCUGUAUUGGAUUUAAAAAUCUAUAAUAUUAUGGAUCAAUCAAUUUUAUUCAAUUCAUUAUCGGAUAUUAAUUUUCUCAUAAAUUUUAAUAUCAUUACAACUAUGUAUUUAAAUGAUUUAUUAUUAAUGCAUGGUAUAAGAGAGAAUAGAAUAACUUUAGAACAACAUGCUAAAAUUCUGACUCAAAAUCCUAAGUAUUUGAUUGAUAUUGAAAAAUCUCUUCAAGGAUUUCCUUUAAUUGCAAAUUGGUUUGAAAGUGGGAAAUUACAAUCAAUUAAGAAUAAUUAUGUGGGGUAUUAUAUUUUAAGUGAAAGUAUUCCAAGUAAUGAAGGUCAGUAUAUUAAUGUGAGUAGAAAAGUUAAGAAUUCUGUAUUUCUAUUUCAUCUGAGGAAAAUGACAUUAGGAAGAGAUAUGAAGAAAUAUAUUUAUAAUAAUGAAAGAGAUCGAGUCUUUUUUAAUCAAUUAGAAUUAUCCAAGUUACACUAUGAUAAUUUUUUCAAUUGGAAGUAUGAUCUGUACUUAGAUAGUAGAAUUUUAUCAAGUGUAACUAAAAAACUACAUCGUGAUCAUUUGUUUAAUUCGUAUGAUUGAAUAUAUAAUCGUAUUUAAAAUUAAUCUAAUACUGUAACGUUUUUAAAAAUUUAUAACUUAUUAUCACCAUGAACAUGAGACUUUUCAGCAGCUGCUUGAUCAACUACCAAUUUAAUUAAUUGGAAAGCAACUGAUUCAGGCAUUGGAAUUAAAAUUCCAUCAGGAUUAAAAUCUUC
This is a messenger RNA of Scheffersomyces coipomensis, 2890 nucleotides long. RefSeq lists its product as uncharacterized. The coding region runs from base 411 to 2714 and encodes 767 amino acids. Lineage: Eukaryota; Fungi; Ascomycota; Pichiomycetes; Serinales; Debaryomycetaceae. The record is from RefSeq and is a predicted model, not a curated record. The transcript has a single exon.